UAGCGAGGACAUACAUGCUCUCUGUGAACUUGUCAGUCACUGCAGGAGAAAAAACAAGACACAAGAGCGUGAUACACAUAGGCACAGUUAGAAAUUAAAACAUUUAGCUGCGUGAAACAGGGAAGUUGCACGACUCCCUUGACGUUUAAGAUAGCAUUAGCUUCGCGGCUAAUCGAAGCUAAAACAGAUUUAGCAAUGAUGAGGUGAGUAUUCCUGCUGUUUUACUCGGCAAGUGUUUACCUCGCCGGACUUUCAGUUGCAUCUCUUGGUCUUCCAUUUGUCACAGUGCUCGAUUCGGUCAAAAACCGGUGACACGGUGCAGCUUCAACGAGUUGUGUCAGCUGAUUCUUGUUUUUUCCGUGUUUUUGUUGUUGUGUGCUACCGCGGUAGUACUCCGGGUAGAACAAUGUAUCGCGAAAAAGAACGGUUCUUCCUUCAAAGAGUACAGAAUGCUGUGAAACGUCGCGUUAGUUAAAUCAAACGUGUUUCCAGUUCUCGUAAAUAUAUGGGAUAAAAUGAAUUGCUCAUCAACUGAGAGAUGACUCUUGCACAGGGGUACACUUCUGUGUCCAGAAAUCUCCAGCGUGUGGAAUGAAAUAAUUUACUUUCAGUUUUUCCGAAAGGAAGUUAGGGCCGAUUAGACUGCGAGGCUGGAUGCGGUGAGUCGAUCAUGUAAUUAGCUCCACAAACUUUGUUUCUUCUUCUCAAUACAUGUACGAUAUUUAUUUAUUAGUUCUUGCCUCGGUCGUUGCAGUGGUCAUGGAGGCCGGAGAUGAUGAAGAGGUUGUAGAGAUACAAAUUAUCCAACCAUCCACUGCCAAUACUUGUCCCUCCGAGUCAAGAGAUGAGGGUUCCAAUGGUAUCUGUACUUCUAAUGUUUCAUAUUAGUUACACAAGUGCAUGCAGUCACUCUCUUACCGUAGCCUAUUUCAUUUUUUAUACAAUAUCAUUAGUUCCUUUUGUAUUUUUCAUUCUAAUCUGUUAAACUGUAACUCUUUGUGGUUUAUCUGAAUGAUCCAGUGUCUCCAGAGGGCAUGGAUGCGGAUGAAGAAAGUUUGUUCAAACACUCCACCACCCUGACCAACAAGCAGCGUGGGAAUGAAGUCACAGUGCGACCAGCAACAUUAGACUGUAAGUAGGCUACUGGUAAAGACACAGUACACUGGCGUUGUGUCGUUUGCAAACGAUUCGUUAAAAAAGGAACGAAUCUUUUCAGUGACCAUACUGAACCGAAUCACUUCCUCGAUUUCAUUUCAUUUGAGUUGAGUUGAAGUGAGAAACAGCAUGGCCAGGCCAGUAGCUGGCGAACGAGGGACUGCAUGUUCGCCAAUUUACCAAGCAGACCGGAUAAAUAGCAUACCAGAAGACAGUGUACUUAAAACAUCAUGCCUUAUAAACAAGUUCAUUUUUAAAACCCUGUUUGCCAAAGCAACACAGCCAAACACUUGUCUCCCUGUCCCAGAAGCUAUGAAUUGAACUGAAUCCUGAACCGUUCAGCUGUAUAUCGGUUCAGGAGGUCGAAGUCGCAGGCUUCUCCCACCAGGCGCUACAUGAUUCUGUGAUUUGGUGAACGAAUCUUUUUAGUGAACUGAUUCUAGUGAUUCAGUACAUCUAAAAGAACUGCCUUGUCCAUCACUACAGUACACUGGUGACCAGGACUUCGAAUAUAUAAAUAAAGCAAAUCAUGAUGAAAUCAGUGCCAUGAAUCUAAUAAAUAACUCAGACUUUUUUUUUCCCAAUCAGCUCUCUCAAUACACCAGUUGGCAGCUCAGGGUGAGGUUUCACAAGUGGCUGGACACUUGAGUAGAGGUGAGAAGUCGGCAUGUAACUGUCAAGACAUCAUGCACUGUAUGUACAACACAAUUGUAAGUGAGAUGUACUCCUCAAUUUUUUAGAUGGCUCGCUGCUCAGUAAACAGGAUGAACGGGGCUUUACACCCUUAAUGUGGGCAGCUGCGUUUGGAGAGAAAGCAAUGGUAGAUUUCCUCUUGGAAAAGGUAAGAAAGAAGCUUCUGCAGUCCAGACAGAAAUGAACAUGUUAAAACAAAAUGCGCUAACUGAUGCCCUUUAUUUAUCUGUUUUAAUUGUAGGGUGCAGAUCCUAAAACAAUAGCAAGAGAGAGGGAGAGUGCCCUGACUCUGGCCAGCUCUGGAGGUUAUGUGGAUAUCGUGGAGUCUCUUCUGAGACAUGGAGUUGACAUCAACACUUAUGACUGGGUACACAAUGACAUUGUUAGAUAAAGUUCAUUAACUGUAGCAAGUUAAUUAGGUUACAAAGAUACUAUAAAUGUGUAGAAAUUGAAGUGCAGCUACUACAUGAUACUUUUUAAUGAUUAUUCUUGUAUUUAAAACAGAAUGGUGGCACUCCUCUCCUUUAUGCAGUGCGUGGGAACCACAUUAAAUGUGUAGAAGCACUCUUGGGUAAAUACCAAUUAAAUCCUUAUUUACAUAGCAUUGUCAUAAAGUCUAGAGAAUACUUAAAUAAUCCCCUAAACUGCACUGUUUGCAGCCAAAGGGGCAGACAUGACCGUUGAGUCAGACUCUGGGUACAGUCCCAUGGCCUUAGCUGUUGCCCUCGGACACAAGAAGCGUAUGCAUUGUUUUCUUUCAGCAGUUAUAUAACAUAAGUUUCCUUUUCAUUUUAAGUGAAUGUAACAGAUGUGAGCUGUACUGAAUCAACUUUUUCAUUUCUUUUGUGUUCUAGUUCAGAAAGUGUUGGAGGACCAUAUUCUGAAACUCUACAAGCAACCAACAUGACACAACCUUAAAUAAGAAUGGACACAGUUGUUCUCAGAUCUUCAUCAGGCUGUCAGAUGGUGGUGGUGAGAAGACCAAGACUUCUGUCAAAAAAUUUAAUUAAUUUGAUUAUGAUAGACCAUCCAAUAUGCAUAGAAAUUAACACUGAGUAAACAGUGUGUUUUUAAUUUUGUAUGAAUAGUUUAUUCCAUUUGUAUACAAUGUAAAAUCAAGCACUAAAAUACAAAAGUUGUGCGGCAGAAUUUUACUGUCCGAAUGAGGAACGAUACUUUUCAAUAAAGAUAUAUUUUUAUACCAUGUGUUCCACUGGACAGGUGCAUCAAUUAAAGGCACAUGAUAAAUAGAGAGAAUGUGAAGAAGUCCAUUAAAUUUGUAAUAAUACCCGA
Messenger RNA from Xyrichtys novacula (pearly razorfish), 3141 nucleotides. The record is from the annotation of a GenBank genome assembly. NCBI's taxonomy places the organism in Eukaryota, Metazoa, Chordata, Actinopteri, Labriformes, Labridae.